UGGCUAAUUAGAGCCAUCAGAACUAAAUUCAUUCCCUCUAGAUAUAUAUAAAUUGUUACCGUAUAUGGUUGUUGUUUGCCUUAGUUGAUGAUCUAGCUUAGCCAUGUCUUCAAAGCCGGCAACCACCCUCUUCCCAUCCAUAGAAAAAUGUGACACCACCGUGGACCGCGAGUCCAUUGCGGCGGACCUCGACGGCACCCUUCUAAUCUCAAGUUCUUCCUUCCCUUAUUUCAUGCUUGUAGCCAUGGAGGCUGGCAGCCUCUUACGCGGGCUGGUCCUCCUCCUGUCUUUCCCCCUCAUAGCCAUUGCUUACAUAUUUUUCUCCGAAGCCUUAGCUAUCGAAAUGCUCAUUUUCAUCUCCUUUGCCGGGGUUAAAGUUCGAGACAUCGAGCUCGUUUCCCGGGCGGUGCUGCCGAGAUUCUAUGCAAAUGUUGUGAGGAGAGAGAGUUUUGAGGUGUUUGAUAAGUGCAAGAGAAAAGUGGUGGUGACCGCGAAUCCAACGAUCAUGGUGGAUCCCUUUGUGAAGGACUUCUUGGGGGCCGACAAAGUUGUUGGAACUGAGAUUGAAGUGAAUCCUAAGACCAAAAGAGCGACAGGGUUUGUGAAGAAACCUGGGGUUCUGGUGGGGAAAUGGAAAAGGCUGGCCUUGUUGGAGGAGUUUGGAGAUGAAAAGCCUCAUGUUGGGAUUGGAGAUCGCGAAUCCGACCACGAUUUCAUGGCCAUUUGCAAGGAGGGCUAUAUGGUGUACCCCAGCAAAUCAUCACGUCCUCUGCCGUUGGAUAGAUUAAAAAGUCGACUGAUCUUUCACGAUGGACGGCUAGUGCAGUGUCCGACCCCACUCAACGCCUUGAUCACCUACCUCUGGCUGCCAUUCGGAUUCGUCCUCUCAAUCUUCCGGGUCUACUUCAAUCUUCCCCUCCCAGAACGCAUCGUACGCUACACUUACCCCAUGCUGGGGAUCAAACUUGUGAUCAAGGGGACCCCACCACCGGCUCCAUCCGACGGCUCUCCUGGCAACCUCUACGUCUGCAAUCACCGCACAGCCCUUGAUCCCAUCGUGAUAGCCAUCGCCCUCGGACGCAAGGUCUCGUGUGUCACCUACAGCGUAAGCAAGCUCUCCAGAUUUCUCUCGCCAAUCCCAGCCGUCGCUUUGACGCGUGAUCGUGAAGCUGAUGCCGCCCGCAUCAAAUCCCUGCUCCAGAAGGGGGACCUCGUGGUCUGCCCAGAAGGCACCACGUGUCGGGAGCCUUAUUUGCUGAGGUUUAGUGCCUUGUUUGCGGAACUGAGCGACAGGAUUGUGCCCGUCGCAGUCAACCAGAAGACCAACAUGUUCCAUGGCACGACCGUGAGAGGAGUCAAAUUCUGGGACCCGUACUUUUAUUUCAUGAAUCCAGCGCCGACGUAUGAGGUUACAUUUCUGGAUAGGUUGCCGGAGGAGAUGACGCGUAAGGCCGGCGGGAAAUCGGCAAUUGAAGUGGCGAAUCAUGUGCAGACGGUUUUGGCUGGGGUGUUGGGAUUUGAGCGCACUCAAUUGACCAGGAAGGAUAAGUAUCUGUUACUAGGUGGGAAUGACGGAAAGGUGGAGUCCAUGUAUGGUAAGAAGCCAAACGGCAGUACCUAGAAUUGCCGGUUAGUUCAAGGUUUCUGCUCUGGUAAUUAAUACUAGCAUUUAAGGUGUGGUACACAAAAAAAAAAAGCUGCUUCGUAUUGGUUGGUUAUGUCUAGUACUGAUUUAUAAAGAGCGCAUGCUGUCAGUUCUUGAAAAGUAUGAUUUGUGGACAUACAUGAAACAUUUCUCUAUUUUUGUGUAAUGAAGGGUAUUCUUCUUGUUAUUUGGUUGACUCAAACUUGGCCAAUACUGUGUUCAAGUUGAGUUCCAACUAUUUGAUAA
Molecule: messenger RNA, 1891 nt
Organism: Coffea eugenioides
Lineage: Eukaryota; Viridiplantae; Streptophyta; Magnoliopsida; Gentianales; Rubiaceae
Product: glycerol-3-phosphate 2-O-acyltransferase 4
Exons: 2
Coding region: 104-1621 (505 amino acids)
Biological process (GO): cutin biosynthetic process
Cellular component (GO): membrane
Molecular function (GO): glycerol-3-phosphate 2-O-acyltransferase activity; phosphatase activity
Source: RefSeq, a predicted model, not a curated record